This is a messenger RNA of Osmerus eperlanus (European smelt), 1879 nucleotides long. It is a transcript of the gene calm3b, whose product is annotated as calmodulin 3b (phosphorylase kinase, delta). Gene Ontology annotation, molecular function: calcium ion binding; enzyme regulator activity. The transcript is spliced from 6 exons. The coding region runs from base 145 to 594 and encodes 149 amino acids. NCBI's taxonomy places the organism in Eukaryota, Metazoa, Chordata, Actinopteri, Osmeriformes, Osmeridae. The record is from RefSeq and is a predicted model, not a curated record.
CGGAGUAAUACCAGAUAUCAGGCACAUCGGUACAGUGGCGCAAAGCGCGGAAGACCUGUGAGCCGGGCGGAGCAUCAGAAAUCCAUACAGUCGAUUAUUUCUUAGCCGCACACAUCUACUAAACACACUAACCAUCAUCUUAAAAUGGCAGACCAGCUGACAGAGGAACAAAUUGCUGAGUUCAAGGAGGCCUUCUCACUGUUUGACAAGGACGGAGAUGGCACCAUCACCACCAAGGAGCUGGGCACAGUCAUGCGCUCGCUGGGCCAGAACCCCACAGAGGCAGAGCUCCAAGACAUGAUCAACGAGGUGGACGCUGAUGGUAAUGGGACUAUUGACUUUCCUGAGUUUCUGACCAUGAUGGCGAGGAAGAUGAAGGACACCGACAGUGAGGAAGAGAUCAGAGAAGCCUUCAGAGUUUUUGACAAGGACGGCAACGGCUACAUCAGCGCUGCAGAACUGCGUCAUGUGAUGACGAAUCUGGGUGAGAAACUGACUGACGAGGAGGUGGAUGAGAUGAUCAGGGAGGCUGAUAUUGAUGGAGACGGCCAGGUUAACUACGAAGAGUUUGUCCAGAUGAUGACUGCAAAGUAAAUCGGAAAAAGCAAAGGACCUUUCACCACAAGACCAAACAGUGGGCAGCACUCACUGUCAACACUCAACAAGCAUUCAACCAUCCUCCUAAUUAAUAUUAUUUUUUCCGCUUUGCAUUUGGUUGCCCCUCCUGCCCCUCCCCUACAUCAGUGUUUGCUUGAUUCAGGUGCAUCAGCUGUGUUUUUAUCUUUUUUAUAUGCUCAAGGUUUUUUUUCCAUUAACAACAUACGAGCAUACAGAUUCUAAUGCGUUUAAUCAAGAGGAACAAGUGAACAAUAUUUUAAGAUGAUACAUAUAUAUACAUAUAUGUAUGUGUGACGAAGAGUAUUGCAUGCUUAAUUUCUUUGGGAGUGUUUUUUGUGCUUCUCUGCUUGAAUCCUUUUUCUAUUGUGCUUUCUCAACCCCUUGAGAACAUUGCAUAGUCUCUUUCAACAGACGGUUGUAAAUGUUUGCUCCAAACUGCCCAGGACAGGAUUAUAAAAGACAUGUAGUAGAUUAUAAAAGACAUUUAGUGUUUUCAUUGUAUUGUAUUUCAAGACAGAUAAGCAAGUAAUUUCUGACAACAUGAAGUUUCUUUUAAAUGGUUAUACCAAGCAAAUUUGUUCAAAACCUGACUGACUUAUAAAAACGGUUAGUAAUUAUAACAUGGUUAUUUAAAAGCUUGGUGGGAAGUAUUACAAUUCAAUAAUAAGAUAUUCAAAUUGAUACACAAUGAGUUCAUCACUCAGUCAAGUUAAUUGUUUUGAGAUUGUCAGUUUAUCCUCUAAACAUGAAAUUGCCCAGACUCAGUUGUCUGUUUUCACAAAGUGGUGAAAGAGACCUCAAUCCGUUCACCACGUGAUCCAUUUUCAAACUCAGUGGUGGUUUUAAAGGCAUCCUUGCAAAAAGAAAGGGACAUUUCUCAUCUUACCGGUGGAAGGUUGAAUUCAAGAUUUUUUGAGAUUGUGCUGCUUGUGGUUUUGUACCUAACUUGUGUUAGUGAAUAAUCUUGUGGUCUAAUGUGUCGAAGCUGCCCUAUGCUUCUGGCCACACCAUACUGCAUGUUCAGUUAGACAGCUUCUUACUUUGAUGUAUUUUGAUUUCUUUCUCCCAUUCCCUAAUGACUUUUUUUUUUACUGUUCUGAAAUGUUUCAUUUUUGAAGACUUUGCCAGUUACCUGUUUCCCCCCCCCCCCCUUCUCCUGUAAAGUCAUACACUUUUGGGGUGAAUGAGAGAUUAUGCAUUCCAUUGGCUAAACUCAUGUCAGUUUUCUUGCUAAAUAAACUCUUUGACCAGUGUUUCUACA